CGAUUGUCACACAUCUGCGUUUCGAUAACCGUCAGCGGGCGCAUCUCUGUUAUUUUUCACAAAAAAAACAAUUAUUCAGGAAAACAACACUCAUUUGUUUGUUUAGAUCGAAUUGCAGCGGAAUCCAGAGCGGUUUUUGGAAUUAGAAAGCCCUAGAGCGAAGUCCCUCGAGAAUGUCCUGGCAAAGUGUUCCCCAGUACCCCCAGUACCAAGAUCCCAACCAACAGUACAACUAUGGCGGCGGCUAUCCGCCCCAGGGAGGAUAUGGCGGAGGAUAUCCGCCUCAGGGAGGCUACCCACCGCAAGGACCGCCGCAGGGCUAUCCCCCGUACGCCCAGGGAGGAGCCCAGCCCUAUCCACAGCCCUACGGGCAGGGUCCUCCCCCCGGCGGCUAUGCCCCCCAGCCGGGAUUCAUCCAGCCACCACCAUCGGCCGGCGGCUAUGGGGCCUACGAUGAUCCGGAGAGCCAGCCCAAGAACUUUUCCUUCGACGACCAGAGCAUCCGGCGCGGAUUCAUACGCAAGGUGUACCUGAUUCUGAUGGGUCAACUCCUUGUCACCUUUGGAGCUGUUGCCCUGUUUGUGUUUCACGAGGGCACCAAGAACUUUGCCAGGCGGAACAUGUGGCUCUUCUGGGUUGCCCUGGGCGUGAUGUUAAUUACCAUGUUGUCCAUGGCCUGCUGCGAAAGUGUGCGCCGCCAAACGCCGACAAACUUUAUAUUCCUGGGACUAUUCACAGUAGCUCAAUCGUUCUUGAUGGGAGUUUCGGCCACCAAAUAUGCGCCUACCGAGGUUCUCUUGGCGGUGGGCAUAACAGCUGCGGUUUGUCUGGCUCUAACACUCUUUGCCUGGCAGACCAAAUACGACUUCACUAUGAUGGGCGGCGUGCUGAUCGUCUGCAUGGUGGUGUUCUUGAUCUUCGGCAUUGUGGCCAUGUUCAUGAAGGGCAAGAUCAUAACCCUGGUGUACGCUUCGAUAGGAGCGCUGCUCUUCUCCGUUUACCUCAUCUACGACACCCAGCUGAUGAUGGGCGGCGAGCACAAGUACUCCAUCAGUCCCGAGGAGUACAUCUUUGCGGCGCUGAACCUCUACCUGGAUAUCAUCAAUAUCUUCAUGUACAUUCUGACUAUAAUUGGCGCAUCGCGCGACUAAGUUCCGCUCUUUUUCCAAAUAUUAUGUACAGUUUAACCAGGUUAGGACUAUUCCUGAAUACGAAUAUUGUUCGCGCGUAAUCUCAUUGGUAUUUACAGCCUCACCGGGUGGAGGCAAUCUACAACUAACGAAUUACUCAACUACUUACGACCUAUCUAAUUCGCAUUGUGUUUGCCAAUUUUCAAUUUCCUUAUAGUUCUAAAUGUCAGUUAAAUGAACUUACUUGUUUUGUUUCUAUUUACGUAUUGCCUAAGUUGAGGUCCAAGCAUUCAGGAUUCUUCAAAAUUCCCAAAAAAAAAAGUAUGAUAUAUGUAUACCAAAUGAUAUGCCAUUCAGAUACACAAAACCACAAAAAAAUAGUCACGUAUAAGCAUAAUUAUGUGAGAAUAUAUAAGCAAGAUGGCUUGCAGUUGUUAAAAACAUAACAUUUAACCGUGUGUAAUAACCAAGGAAUCCCGAUUUUUGCAACUAUUAAUUGUAAACCGUGCAGCGACACUGAGUUUAAAGUCAACAAUAAAGCGCAUCUAUUUAUUAAA
Molecule: messenger RNA, 1687 nt
Organism: Drosophila takahashii
Lineage: Eukaryota; Metazoa; Arthropoda; Insecta; Diptera; Drosophilidae
Gene: Nmda1
Product: N-methyl-D-aspartate receptor-associated protein
Source: RefSeq, a predicted model, not a curated record